AUGUUGUCAAAGUUCUUAUUAUCCUCCUUCUCAAUCUUAGCUGCUUAUGCUAUUGAUCUUGAUACCUCCAGCAAAGACUCCAUCUGUUCUGCAGUCUCCACCAUCUCCGAUGGUAUCCUCGACUACUACUUAGGUACCAGAUAUGGUGGUAACGUUGGUAUGUUUCAACAGCCGUAUUAUUGGUGGCAAGCAGGUGAAGCCUUUGGUUCCUUAUUAGACCAAUGGUAUCUCUGCGAAGACAAAACCAACGAACAACUUCUUUACGACGCUUUAGUCUCUCAAACCGGUGACAAUUACGACUACGUUCCUUUAAACCAAACCGAAACCGAAGGUAAUGAUGAUCAAGGUGUCUGGUCAUUUGCAAUCAUGUCUGCAGCUGAAAAGGGCUUUCCCUCUCCAAAAAACAGCGGCGUUCCUUACGAAUGGGUUGAAUUAGCUGAAAACAUCUUCAAUUCCAUGUUCGGUAGGUGGGAUGACGAAUGUGGUGGUGGUCUUAGAUGGCAAAUUUAUGACACCAACGUUGGUUUUGAUUACAAGAACUCUGUCUCCAACGGUUGUCUUUUCCAAUUAGCUGCCAGAUUAGCCAAAUACCACAAUGAUCCAAAAUACACCUACAUUGCUGACUACGUCUGGGAAUGGACCACUGAUGUUGACUUCUUAACCGAGUACGACGACACUAUUAUUCUCCAUGAUGGUGCCCACACAUACGCCAACUGUGAAGAUAUCACCGACAAGGAAUGGACUUACAACUAUGGUCUCUACAUGGUUGGUUCUGCUUAUCUCUACAACUACACUGGUGAACAAAGAUGGUUAGACCGUACCAACAAAUUAUUGCACAGAUCCAAUGAAAUCUUCUUCAACAACAAUGUCAUGUACGAACAACAAUGUCAAAGAGCUGACUCAAAAUCUGUCUGCAACAAUGAUCAAAGAUCCUUCAAAUCCUUAUUCUCAAGAUGUCUAGGUUUAACCUCCGUCUUAGCUCCUUCAACUCGUUCCACCAUUGAAUCUUUAAUCGAAGCUUCUGCUAAAGGUGCUGCUGCCUCCUGUUCUGGUGGAAGUGAUGGUGUUACUUGUGGUAUUGACUGGACCAUGAAUUCUUGGGAUGGCUGGUACGGUUUAGGUGAACAAAUGUCUGCCAUUGAAGUCAUUCAAAACUUAUUGAUCGCUGACAGACCAGCUCCAUUGACUGCUUCAUCAACCUAA
Ascoidea rubescens DSM 1968 is the source of this 1203-nucleotide messenger RNA. RefSeq names its product glycoside hydrolase family 76 protein. The record is from RefSeq and is a predicted model, not a curated record. Bases 1 to 1203 code for a protein of 400 amino acids. The transcript has a single exon. Gene Ontology annotation, molecular function: mannan endo-1,6-alpha-mannosidase activity. Gene Ontology annotation, biological process: budding cell bud growth; carbohydrate catabolic process; fungal-type cell wall biogenesis. NCBI's taxonomy places the organism in Eukaryota, Fungi, Ascomycota, Saccharomycetes, Ascoideales, Ascoideaceae.